GUGGACCAGUUCAGCCUGUGGGUGUGGUUGGAGCUGUACCGGCCUCCCACGGGUGGAGACCUUGAGCUCCUACAGGAGGUGCUGAACAGCUGGUACCUGCUUGGGCGGCUGGGAGCCUACAACUCCUCAAACCUCCAGGUGCUGUACCACCAGGACGGCGACCUGGAGGACCUGGCGUAUGAUACUGAGGAGGCCGCCGCCAUGCCCGCCACCUUCCAUGAGAUGGCAGAGCUGGAGGCGCAAGGCUCCUGGGCCCGCUUCUGGCUGGACAUGGGCACAGCGGAUGAGCUGGCGCUGGAUGUGCUGGUGAAUGCGCUGUCCAGCGUGUCUAAAGAGCAGCUGGGCAUCCGCCAGCUGGUGGUGGGCGGACAGAACGAGGACUGGCCCGUG
Molecule: messenger RNA, 390 nt
Organism: Chlorella variabilis
Lineage: Eukaryota; Viridiplantae; Chlorophyta; Trebouxiophyceae; Chlorellales; Chlorellaceae
Exons: 4
Source: RefSeq, a predicted model, not a curated record